This is a messenger RNA of Nannospalax galili (Upper Galilee mountains blind mole rat), 4626 nucleotides long. RefSeq names its product minichromosome maintenance 9 homologous recombination repair factor (gene Mcm9). The transcript has 13 exons. Gene Ontology annotation, biological process: double-strand break repair via homologous recombination. Gene Ontology annotation, cellular component: MCM complex; nucleus. The coding region runs from base 291 to 3719 and encodes 1142 amino acids. NCBI's taxonomy places the organism in Eukaryota, Metazoa, Chordata, Mammalia, Rodentia, Spalacidae. Gene Ontology annotation, molecular function: ATP binding; ATP hydrolysis activity; single-stranded DNA binding. The record is from RefSeq and is a predicted model, not a curated record.
CCUUGUUGCCUCGCCGGGCGCGCCCACGGCCUGCGUCUGCACCCGGAAGAGCCGCCGAGGCCGGGUGUCCCAGGGAAGCGCAGGCCGCGCAGAGCCCUGGCGAAGGCAGGCACGACGGACUCGGCGCGUCCCCGCGCACAGCGGCCCCUCGAGCGGCCGCGCGCACACCCCACCCCACUUGCUCCUCGGCGGUAGGGAGUCCCCGGCGCCCGGCUGGAGCUCCCGCACUCUGGGGAGCAGCGCGUCCCCGGCGACUAGACAGUGCGUGUCAGCCAUAACCUCCAUUCAAGAUGAAUAGUGAUCAAGUCACACUGGUGGGUCAGGUGUUCGAGUCCUAUGUUUCAGAAUAUCAUAAGAAUGAUAUUCUUCUAAUCUUGAAGGAAAGAGAUGAAGAUGCUCACUACCCAGUUGUGGUUAAUGCCAUGACCCUUUUUGAGACCAACAUGGAAAUUGGAGAAUAUUUCACCGUGUUCCCCAAUGAGGUGCUAACUGUUUUUGACAAUGCACUUCGAAGGUCAGCUUUGGCAAUUCUGCAGUCCCUUUCUCAGCCUGAGGGUUUUUCUAUGAAGCAGAAUCUUCAUGCCAGAAUAUCAGGUUUGCCUGUCUGUCCUGAACUGGUAAGGGAACACAUCCCCAAAACCAAGGAUGUGGGACAUUUCUUAUCUGUCACCGGGACAGUGAUUCGAACAAGUCUGGUGAAGGUCCUGGAGUUCAAGCGGGAUUACAUGUGUAACAAGUGCAAACAUGUGUUUGCGGUGAAGGCUGACUUUGAACAGUAUUAUACCUUCUGCCGACCCUCUUCAUGUCCAAGCUUGGAGAGCUGUGAUUCUUCAAAAUUCACUUGCCUCUCAGACUUGUCUUCAUCCCCAGCCAGGUGUCGGGAUUACCAGGAAAUCAAAAUUCAGGAGCAGGUUCAAAGGCUGUCUGUUGGAAGUAUUCCACGAUCUAUGAAGGUUAUCCUAGAAGAUGACUUAGUAGACAGUUGCAAAUCUGGAGAUGACCUCACUAUCUAUGGGGUUGUGAUGCAGCGGUGGAAGCCCUUUCAGCGAGAUGUGCGCUGUGAAGUGGAGAUAGUCUUGAAAGCCAACUAUGUCCAAGUGAAUAAUGAGCAGUCCUCAGGGAUGGUCAUGGAUGAGGAAGUCCGAAAAGAAUUUGAAGACUUUUGGGAAUACUAUAAGUGUGAUCCUUUUGCAGGAAGGAAUGAAAUACUGGCCAGCUUGUGUCCUCAAGUGUUUGGGAUGUAUCUAGUAAAGCUUGCUGUGGCCAUGGUACUGGCUGGUGGAAUUCAAAGGACUGAUGCUACAGGAACAAGGGUCAGAGGUGAAUCUCAUCUUUUAUUGGUUGGGGACCCUGGCACAGGGAAAUCUCAAUUUCUUAAAUAUGCAGCAAAGAUCACACCAAGAUCUGUAUUGACCACAGGAAUUGGAUCUACUAGUGCAGGUCUGACGGUAACUGCUGUAAAAGACUCUGGAGAAUGGAAUUUAGAGGCUGGGGCCUUAGUACUUGCAGAUGCCGGUCUUUGCUGUAUUGAUGAGUUUAAUAGCCUCAAGGAGCAUGAUAGGACCAGUAUCCAUGAAGCAAUGGAACAACAAACUAUAAGUGUUGCUAAAGCUGGCCUCGUGUGUAAACUGAACACAAGGACCACCAUUUUGGCAGCAACUAACCCCAAAGGCCAGUACGACCCCCAUGAAUCCAUAUGUGUAAACAUUGCCCUAGGCAGCCCACUCUUAAGUCGAUUUGACCUCAUCCUGGUUUUGUUGGACACCAAGAAUGAAGACUGGGAUCGUAUAAUUUCCUCCUUUAUCUUAGAAAAUAAAGGUUAUCCAAGCAAAUCAGAGAAGCUGUGGAGCAUGGAGAAGAUGAAAACCUACUUCUGUCUCAUUAGGAAUCUCCAUCCUACACUCUCUGAUGCGGGUAAUAAAGUACUCCUCCGAUACUAUCAGAUGCAAAGGCAGAGCGAUUCCCGGAAUGCUGCCCGGACAACCAUCCGCCUGUUGGAAAGCUUGAUCCGAUUAGCAGAAGCUCACGCUCGCCUGAUGUUUCGUGAUACUGUGACUCUGGAAGAUGCUAUUACAGUGGUGUCAGUGAUGGAAUCCUCAAUGCAGGGAGGUGCACUGCUUGGAGGCGUGAAUGCUCUCCAUACUUCCUUUCCUGAAAACCCUCAGGCACAGUACCAGAGGCAGUGCGAACUGAUUCUGGAAAAGCUGGAACUCCAGAGCCUCUUGAGUGAAGAGCUGGAAAGACUUGAAAGGUUACAAAAUGGCAGUGAGCACCAGCCCCAAACACAGGUGAUGGAGGAAGAGGCUGCUCCAGGGUCCUCGGGAAAUGAUCUGAGGAACAAGCCAAGACUCCGGACUUCAGCACACCCGGGACAGAACUGUAAGGAGCACACCUUCUCCGCUGGUGGCAAUCCUAAGGAAAGCCCUGAUGUAGACUUUCCACCUCACUUUGGGCCUAAUGGACCAACAAGUAGGAGCCAUUCGACUGAGUUCAAAGGUGGCAGAGAUGACAAUUUAGACUGGUUUGACUUCCUCGCAAUGCCUGAGAGUGAACCAGAGAGUAAUGUGUCUCCUGGUUUGAAAAUAACUGAGGAAAAUGUAGCUUUGAAAAUCUCCAACAAUAAAUCUCAGGGCAAAGAGAAAAGUGGGCCAGGUCAGAAGAACAGCUUAGAAGCUGGGCAUCGUCCAUCAUCAGGAGCAGCAGAUGCUCCAUCAGGGUCAUGCAUUGUUGAGGAUAAAAAGGCAAGAAAGGCAGCAGUUGUAUCUGAAGUAGCAGGAUCCACUGAUGAACCAGACUCAGAACUAACUCAUGUCCCCUGCAGACUCCGUAAGCUGCAUAAGCAGGGGGUCCAGGGUUUGUGCAGAAGUAACACCAGGGCAUCAUCACCACCCACAGUCUCUUCUCCCCUGUCCAUUCCUUUACCUGUUUCAGAAAGAACAUUGGAAGCACCCAAAAGAAAGAGACAGAAAUCUCCUGGUCAAAUGAGAGAGCCUGGACUUGAAAGUGUUGAGACUCUAGAUACCCCGGUGUUCAAACUCGCCAAGUUUACUUUCAAACAGAAGUCAAAACUGAUCCACUCCCUUGAAGAUCAUAGCCAUGUGCCCCCCAGUACUACUAAAAUAGCAGUCCACAGUUCUAAAAUUCCUGAACAAAAAUCAAGAAGAGAAUCAGUUGUGCCUGUGGAGGGUCCAGAAAAGUUGACAUCUACCUCAGGAAACAGAUGCUUCAACCAGGAACAGGGAAAGACAAAGGAGCAGUCUAGGCAGCCACCAGAGAAAAAUCAACCAGGAGAGGAGAGGGAACCAGGAGAGGGCCCGGAAAAGAGGGUUAUUCAGCCUGAAUUGGAGCCUGGGAAGGAGACUGGGCGUUCUCAACUCACUUGUGCGAGAGACAAAAAGGAAGAGGUUUCCUGCAGUCAUAAAAGCAGCAGGGUUCAUGCUGGCACAUUAGCCAGAUUGGCAAACUUCUCCUUCACUUCCUCACCAGAAUCCAAAUCAGAAUCCCUUCCUCCUUCUGAAAGGAAGAACAGAGGGGAGAGAAACCCCAGCCCUCCUCCUCCAACCACAGCUCCAGUGCUUGGCAGGGAAAGGAAAUCUUUUCAGCUGCAACAGUCUGCUGAGAGAAUAGAUCCUUCCAAAAAUUCUCUCUUCACUUUAUCAGAACUAGAUGACGAAGCAUUAGAUUUUGACUGGGAUGAAGAGAUGAGAAGAAAGCCGUAACUAGGAAGAGCUUUCUGGUCAAAAUUUGUCUUCUACAACCCAACCCAGUAUCUUUAAAGUAUUGUGUAGUAUUUAUAAAUGUAUGCAUAAUCCAUAUUGAGUGCCAUUCUGAAGACCAGCUCCCCCAUUGGAUUUAUAAUUUCAGAUUUACCUUUGUGAUUUGAAAAGUUGCAUAAUUAAUUGCAGUCAGUGUGAUGCCAACACUUAAGAUGAAUGGAUUAAUGCUUCCCUUUGCAAACAGGACUACAGGUGUUUGUAAGUUUUCAACUAUUUUGUGUAUUUUUCUUUUUUUUGUGGGGGGGGGUGGAUUUUUUUAUUUUUGUUUUUUAGGUAACACUUAUAAACCCAGCAAGGCAGAUGAACUCUUUUCUGAUUUUUCCUCUACCCACCCUGGAUGUACUCAGUGUGCUGAAUAUUAUCAUUUAGAUUGGUUUGCCAAAAUCAUGUUUUUUUCUAAUAUUACUUUGUGUUUAUUCUCAUGUUUCAGGUUGCAAGUGAGUAAUGUUUUCCCCUCUUUAAGGGGGGGAUACACUUGCAGUUCUGUGGUAUAGUCAAGGUCUGGCAGCUGGUCACAUAGUAGCUCUCUGAACUAGUAACCUUUUAAACUUUUUUUUUUCUUGAGCAAAUAUUUCCUGCCUUUGAUUCUUUUUUCCUCUAGGGAACCUUCAGCACAACUUAAUCAUGUGGUCAGAAGAGAGAGAAAGAGCCAGAGCUUCAAGCAUAGAUCAUGUUACAUCCAUACCAGUGGUUAAUAUGUAAAUGUGAUUCCUCCUAAACUGAUUCAUUUGUCUUUAAAACCAAGCAAAGUGGACUUGGGAGUAGGGUGCUUGUCUAUCUUGCAUGUGACCCCAGGCUAAAUCCCUAGCACCAAAAAAAAAGUAAAUACAUAAAAUAAAAUAAAACCAAG